This is a messenger RNA of Drosophila eugracilis, 1465 nucleotides long. RefSeq names its product acidic mammalian chitinase. The transcript is spliced from 5 exons. Bases 9 to 1424 code for a protein of 471 amino acids. Gene Ontology annotation, cellular component: extracellular region. NCBI's taxonomy places the organism in Eukaryota, Metazoa, Arthropoda, Insecta, Diptera, Drosophilidae. Gene Ontology annotation, biological process: carbohydrate metabolic process; chitin catabolic process. The record is from RefSeq and is a predicted model, not a curated record. Gene Ontology annotation, molecular function: chitinase activity; chitin binding.
AGUGCACCAUGAAGUUAUUCACGAUUCUGGCUUUGGCAGCUCUUUGCCUUUGCCUCGGCCAAGUUGCCACUGGUGAAAAACUGAUUAACUGUUACUGGGGCACCUGGGCCAACUACCGUCCCGGAGAUGGCAAGUUUACCCCCUCGGACAUCGAUCCCUCCCUGUGCACCCACAUCAGCUACACUUUCUUUGGAAUCAGCGAUGCCGGAGAGUUCAAGUCUCUGGAUACCUGGCUGGACAUGGACGACGGACUGGGCUACAUUAGCCAAACGAUUGCCCUGAAGCAGCGCAACCCAAAUCUGAAGAUUCUAGCGGUGGUGGGUGGCUGGAACGAGGGCUCCAUCAAGUACUCGGAGAUGGCCGCCGAUCCUGUCAAGCGUGCUACCUUCGUGUCCACCUCCUUGGCCUUUAUUCAGCAGUACGGUUUCGAUGGAUUGGAUUUGGAUUGGGAGUACCCUGGUCAGCGAGGAGGCAGUGAGUCGGAUCGCGAAAACUUCGUGACCCUGCUCCGUGAGAUUAAGGAAACCUACGACAAGUAUGGAUUGGAAUUGGGUAUUGCUGUGGGUGCCUCCGAAAAGUCGGCCAGCAUCUCCUACGAUAUUCCGGCUAUUUCCCAGCACCUGACUUUCAUUAAUGUGAUGACCUAUGACUUCCAUAUGGCUCUGGAUGGCUACCUGGGUCUGAACGCUCCUCUGCCUGAGGUCACUGAAUCCAUUGACUACUGGCUAUCGCACGGUGCCCCUGCUGAGAAACUGAUCUUGGGUAUUGGGUUCUAUGGCCACAGCUACCAGAUGUCCGACAGCUCCCAGAACUGGCCCGGAGCUGCCUGCAUUGGUCCCGGAACUGCUGGCAUCUACACCCGGGAGAACGGUUUCCUGGGCUACCAUGAGAUCUGUUUGAACAACUGGAAUACCGUUUUCGAUGCAGAGAACGGUGCUCCUUAUGCCUUCCAGGGCGAUCAGUGGAUUGGUUAUGACAACCCCGAGAGCAUCCAGAUGAAGAUGCAGCUGGUGGAGUCCCGCAACCUGGGUGGAGCCAUGAUGUGGUCAAUCGAAACUGAUGACUUCCGAGGCCUUUGCGGAGAGUCCUAUCCCCUGUUGAAGACCAUGAACCGCGCUCUGGGUAAGGAUGUCAGCGGAGGAGGUAGCAGCGGAGGCGGAGGAAGUGUUACAGCAGCUCCAACUGCGGCUCCCACAACGGCCACCACUCCGACUCCCACUCCUGGUGGCGGAAGCGGUGGCAACGGAGGUGGCUCCAGCGGAGACUGCUCCUCAAAUGGUUACUUCUGGCAUAGCAGCAACUGCAAUCAGUACUACCAGUGCGUGGAUGGCACCCGUUACGAUUUCCAAUGCGGAUCGGGACUGUACUUCGAUGUAGACACCAAAAUCUGCAACUACGAGUCGGAGGUUAAUUGCCCCUACUAGUAAACCGCAAACGAAAAUAAACGAAAAAUAUGCAUAAUCUA